Molecule: messenger RNA, 2850 nt
Organism: Mauremys reevesii (Reeves's turtle)
Lineage: Eukaryota; Metazoa; Chordata; Testudines; Geoemydidae
Product: RING finger protein 112-like
Exons: 15
Coding region: 167-2071 (634 amino acids)
Biological process (GO): endoplasmic reticulum organization; protein homooligomerization
Molecular function (GO): GTPase activity; GTP binding
Source: RefSeq, a predicted model, not a curated record
AAUCGCUCCAGGACUGGCUACCGGCGUCGUCAGUGGUGCAGGAUGUGGGGCACCAGCUGAACUGGGGGGAAAAUCUUGGACACUGGCAGAGCGAGCGGUGCGGCAGCCGCAGCCCAGGAGGAGGGGAGAUCGGUCAACCCGAGCCCGGCCUGUCACCAGCUGCAUUAUGGGAAAUGCAAAUAAUAAAGGGCCAAUCCCACCCCCCUCCUCGAAGCCACCUCUACAGGGGAUGGUGAAGCAACUCCAGGAGGACGUCACCUGCUCCAUCUGCCUGGACAUCUUGGAGGACCCCGUCUCCAUCGAGUGCGGCCACAAUUUCUGCCGGGGCUGCCUCGCGGCUCACUGGAGCGGGGUCUCGGCCUGUGGGUCCCAAUGCCCCGAGUGCCGGGCUCCCUGCUCCAGGAACCGGAUGAUCCCAGACACACGCGUCAAAAGCCUGGUGUUGAAAAUCAGAGACCUGCCAUGCGAAGAGACGCCGACAGCAACAGGGACAGCGAGCCCUGAGCAGGGGCCGGGGGCUCAGCCGGAGCCGGGGCGCCCGGUGCAGCUGGUGCGUCUGGACAAGGAAGGGGGCCUGAUCCUGGACGAGGAGGCCCUGAGCCGCUGCCUGGAGCAGGGUGGGGUGGGAGAUGCCCCCGUUUGCCUGGUGUCCAUCGUCGGGGAGCAGCGCCGGGGCAAAUCCUUCCUGCUGAACUACCUGCUGCGCCGGCUCCGGAGCCCGGAAGGGAAGGACGGAUCCUGGAUGGGCCGGGAGGAGGAGCCCCUGGAGGGGUUCGAGUGGCGAGUUGGCACCCGCAGCGUCACCAAAGGGGUGUGGGCCUGGAGUCAGCCCUUCUGGGUCCCCACCGAGCGGGGGAAGGUGGCCGUGCUGCUGGUCGACACCGAGGGCUCCAUGGACAUCGCCAGAGACACGGAGACCAGCGUCAAACUCUCCGCCCUCUCCAUGCUGCUUGGCUCCUACCAGAUCCUGAAUGUUUCCAGCCAGAUAAAGGACCCUGAUCUGGAAUAUCUGGAGAUGUUUCUGCACGUGGCCGAAGAGGUGGGAAAGGAAUACGGGCUGGAGUCCAUUCAGCACCUAGACCUGCUGGUGCGGGACUGGAGCAGCUCCACGCUCCUUGGAGGCGAUGGUGGGAAGGAGCAUCUGAGAGACGUCCGACAGAUGCUGGCGGCGACGUCCCCCUGCAAACACCCCAAGGCCCUAGAAGUGCUGAGCAGAAGCAGCAGCCGCUGUUACCUGAUGCCCUUCCCCGGCAAGCGGAUCAUGACUGGAAACCAGGGAAGCCUGAGAGACAUGGAUGAGGAUUUCCGGGACAGCCUGAGGGACUAUGUCACCGCCCUGGUGGGCUCGGUCAGUCAAUACAUCUGGAGGGACCGGCAUGGGGAGCUGCUCACUGGGACACAGCUUGCUGCCAAGAUAAAGAAAUUCUCUGAUCUGAUGAAGAAACAUCACUGUGGCUUCUCCUCUCCCGCUCAGAUGGCCAUCGCCUUCUACAACCAGAGAGUCCUGGACAGGGCCAGCGCAGACCACACUCUCUUUCUGAAGGAGAAGGACAGCGACUCCCGGAACAUGUUUUCCUGCCUGAAGGUGCGACCGAGCAAGAUGGCGGAGCAGUUCGCGGAGCGGCGCGGGCACUUGCUGUGGCGGUGCCAGACGGACAUGAAGGAGCCGGUGCCGGAGAAAGAGGCCCUGCUGACACAACUGGAGGAGGAGCUGACACGGGAGGCUGAGACCUUCCUGGAGAUCUACGGGAAACGCUUCAAGAAAUUCGCCAUUUUGGCGGGCGUGGGGGCGGGGGCGCUGGUCCUGGGACCGGUGGGCGGAGCUGCCGGUGCCGGGAUCGCUGGUGCUGUCAUCGCUGCCGAGGCGGCUGGGGCGCUCGCCGUGGCUGAGGUGGUGGCCAUUGGGGUUGGGACGGGCGCCGCAGCCGGGAUCGUCGUGGGUGGGGGCGUGGGCGGGGGCAUGGGUGGGAACGUCGCCCGGAGGGAUAGGCAGAGGGCCGAGGCUGCUGGUGGCGGGAGGGAGGAAGGGGAUGGAACUGAGGAUCUAUCCGAUGACAAACCCCUGAUCUGAUCGGUGUCCUUCCCCCUCCCCCCGAAUCUGGGGCUGACGAAUGGGGUGAUGGGGCUGCAGCGUGGCCCAGACACGUCCCCCCAGAAGCCACCCCAGAGCAGGGAGCCAUCGCCCCCAGAUUCUAAGAAGGGACGUUUAGAUUUUCUCGUCUGACCUGCUGUGCCACCCAGGCUGGAGAACGCCGCCCACUUCCCCCUGCGUCGGGCCCGACAUCUCCUGUUGCACUAAACCAUGUCCCGGAAAGGCGGCCAGUCUGGCUCGGAAGCCAGAAGAGACAGAGACCCCACCGCUUUCCCGCUGGUGAAUCACCCGCGCUGUGAAAAAUCCGGUGCCUCGUUUCCGGUGGGAGUGUGUCUGGCUUUAACUUCCAGCCCUCGGUUCUCGCUCUGCCUUCUUCCGACGUUGCACGGCCAAUCCGGCUGCAACGUGAAAUGCUUGGAAACGCCUGGCCGACGGUCCUGUCCCGAGAUCACCCUCUGGGGGUGACAACAGGCGCCUGGCUGAGUUCCUACAAUGGCAGUCGUGUGGUCCGGUCCUGGGGGACAGAUCUCCAGCCGCCCCUCUGAGCGGGAAGGCGGGCUCUGGGGCGAGGGCACAGGAAGACGUGGGUUUCUUGCUCUACCAUGGGCUUCCUCUGUGACCUUGGCCAAGUCCCUUAGUUGCUCCGUGCCUCAGUUUCCCAUUUGUCUAAUGAGGGUAAUAAUGCAUUGGAAGAUGGUGAGCGGUUUGAGCUCCACUGAGAGAAAGUGCUACCCAGGAAACGGGCAUCGUUAUUUAUU